This is a messenger RNA of Eurytemora carolleeae, 1167 nucleotides long. Its product is annotated as anoctamin-6. The record is from RefSeq and is a predicted model, not a curated record. Lineage: Eukaryota; Metazoa; Arthropoda; Copepoda; Calanoida; Temoridae. Bases 157 to 1167 code for a protein of 336 amino acids. Gene Ontology annotation, biological process: chloride transmembrane transport. Gene Ontology annotation, molecular function: protein dimerization activity; chloride channel activity. Gene Ontology annotation, cellular component: plasma membrane. The transcript has 12 exons.
UUCUCUUUAAAUUGGUGGAUUUUUAUGAUUAGUGAAUAAAGUAAAAAUGUACAUAGAAAAAAUGUGACCAGUGUUCAUUGUGUACAAUGUAUACAUGCUAGUUAAAAAGAUGCUUUAAAUGCGCUCCAGCAGAACAUAAACUAGACUAUAUCGAAGAUGUCCCGGCUGUUUGUGAGGAAAAAACAGCGGGAAAAAUAUGAGCUGAAGACCAAGGAUAAUUUUCAGCCCCUGGAGGAGAGUACAUCCAGUCCGGUUCACAGUGUACAUAAUGUACAUAGUUCACUAAGUACACAAGGUGUACAAUUGGGGGUAAAUGGGACAAAUUCAAGUUAUGGGAGCAUUACAUCUCUGCUUAAUAACGAGCAACUUGCAGAGGAUAAGUGGGAAGUUCGAUACACAUUGAAGGAUGUUUUUAAUCAGAGUAAUCCAACCACACCCCAUAAUUUGACAGCUUUAAGAGGAAAAGACGACAUAUCUACAUAUUUUAAUGAUAAAAUAAGAAAAAUCGACUUUGUUUUGGUAUAUGAGGAGGACAAGAAGGAUAGUAUUGACAAUCCAGGGUUUAUGUUUGAUGUUGAAAACCAGGAGGGAGUCGUUAAUAAUGGGGGUGCACCCACCCCCUCCCCUACACAUCACAGGAAAAUUGGUAAAAAGAAGCAGAAAUUCCGACUGUGGAGGCAAAAAUUUAUCUCUGGUCUUCAAAGUAUUGGGCUUGACAUAGAAAGCGAUGUGGUUGCGCAGUGUAAAAAUAAUCUUCACUUUUUAAAAAUCCACGCUCCUUGGUCUCUCAUCUGUAGAUAUGCAGAGGAACUGAACCUUAGAGCUCCUUUACAGGCUCAUCCGAACCCCUCCAUGAAUUGGUCAGAAUGGAUCCUUCAGAAACUCCGUCUCCCGAACCCUAUGUUUGAGAAUGUUCCAAACCGUCCGUUGGAUUACUACACUUGUCCUUUUAAAACUACAAAACUAGAUAGUUACAGGCAGUUCCUUGGGAGUGAUGAUCUUGGGAGUUUCUUCUCCCGUGCUCAAAGAUCAAGAAUUGUUUAUGAAAUAUUAUCCACAACAGCAUUCGGGAGGGAGAAGAAAGGAGAGAUUAAUCUGGGUACAAUUUAUUACAGAUUAAUCUGGGAACAAUCCAUUACAGAUAAAUCUGGGUACAAUCCAUUGUAG